UUGAACGCUUCUAGGCACAGGGAUCUUAAAGCCGGUGACGCUGAGACGGAAGACCAGACGACACGCUGCGAAAUCUGCGCUGAGGCAGAGAAAUGGGCCGAGGGCAUUAUUCAGAGGCCAGCUUUCUGGAGCGAGACCCUGCAAAGACACAACGCAGCCACGCUUCCAAUGCGCGCUAAGGGUUUCAAAACCGGGAGGGAGACGCUAGAGUCCACCACUGAGCACACCGUCUUCGUGCCCUCAGAUUCCGCUGAAAACACACUGAACAAACCACAGGAACAACAACAACAACAACAACCCGUCUCAGGUAGAUGGAAUUUAGUUUAA
Messenger RNA from Dibothriocephalus latus, 327 nucleotides. Lineage: Eukaryota; Metazoa; Platyhelminthes; Cestoda; Diphyllobothriidea; Diphyllobothriidae. The record is from the annotation of a GenBank genome assembly.